UGUUGCAGCAGACUCUCUGAGGACGUGUGUGUGUGUGUGUUUGUAGUUUGUUCGUUUCUUCACUUUUUCUGCCGCCGCUGCUCCCUGCAAACACGCCGCCUUGUCUGUCGGAUAUAUUUAUUCUUCGAAGUUAAACCUGUUUUUGGGACUUUUUUUGUAUGUGGUGAGCUCGAAGUGGAAAUAAAAGAGAGCAAGACUCAAAGGAGAAGAAGGAGAAGAAAAACACCCAAACCUGGAGGAGGAAAAGGGCGUUCAUACUUCGAAGUAACCAUGGAAGUUCCUGGUAUGCAGAGCUCUCAGAUUGAUCCGGAGGAGUUGUUCACUAAGUUGGAUCGAAUUGGAAAAGGAUCGUUUGGAGAGGUGUUUAAAGGCAUCGAUAAUCGCACUCAGAGCGUUGUUGCCAUAAAGACCAUUGACCUGGAAGAGGCUGAGGAUGAGAUCGAGGAUAUCCAGCAGGAGAUCACAGUUCUCAGUCAGUGCGACAGUCCUUACAUCACCAAGUACUACGGCUCCUACCUGAAGGGCAGUAAACUGUGGAUCAUCAUGGAGUAUCUUGGUGGAGGUUCAGCGCUCGACUUGCUGAGGGCAGGUCCGUUCGAUGAGUCUCAGAUUGCCACCAUGUUGAAGGAGAUCCUGAAGGGGCUCGACUACCUGCACUCUGAGAAGAAGAUCCACAGAGACAUCAAAGCUGCCAACGUCCUGCUGUCAGAGCACGGUCAGGUGAAGCUGGCGGACUUCGGAGUGGCCGGUCAGCUGACGGACACGCAGAUCAAGAGGGAAACGUUCGUGGGAACGCCUUUCUGGAUGGCUCCUGAGGUCAUCCAGCAGUCCGCCUACGACUCCAAGGCCGACAUUUGGUCGCUGGGCAUCACCGCCAUCGAGCUCGCCAAGGGCGAACCUCCGAACUCGGACAUGCAUCCGAUGCGAGUUCUCUUCCACAUCCCCAAAUCUCCGCCCCCGACGCUGAACGGAGAUUUCUCCAAGAGCUUCAAAGAGUUCACAGAGGCCUGUCUCAACAAGGACCCUGCCUUCCGUCCCACAGCCAAGGAGCUCCUCAAACACAAGUUCAUCGUCAAACACUGUAAGAAGACGUCCUACCUCAGUGAGCUGAUUGACAGGUACAGGAGGUGGAAGGAGGAGGGGCACAGCGACAGCAGCUCUGAGGACUCUGACAGUGAGUCCAGUAACAAAGAGAACAAUGAGUCUCCUGAGUGGUCCUUCACCACUGUUCGGAAGAAGAAGACGGAGGGCAGGAAGGUUCUCAAUGGAACGGUUCAGGAUCAGCUGAGUAAAUCUGCCAGUCUGACCACAGUCAUCUCUCCUGUCUUCACCGAGUUGAAGCAGCAGCAUAAGGAGCACUCUGAGCAGCGCUUGGCCAUUGAGGAGCUGGAACGCAACAUCCGGUUGGCUGAAGAGGUCUGUCCAGGUAUCACGGACAGGAUGGUCACGCACAUCAUUGCCAGGUACCAGAAAUUCACGACCAACUGAAGGACAAAGGAUGGACACAUGGAGAGAGGACGGUAUAAAAGGAGGACAGACUGUGUAUCCGGUGACGCUGCUGGAUGAUUGGAAUCAGAGGACAUUUGCUGUGCGAUGUCUCCUCGCUGUACACACACACACACACUCUCACACAACCACACACACACACUACUAAUGUAAUAUAUACACUAUAUAUUAAAUAUAUAUAUAUAUAUUUUCACUGCUGCUGGUUGAAGACCUUCCUCCCCUGACUGGAUUUGAAAGCUGCACUUUGGAAAGAAGAAACAACUUUUUCCUCAAUUUCAAUCACGUCUUGAGCUUAAGUUUUGAAUUCGGUUGAAAUAAAACAAACCAUUUCGUGACCUAAUUCAAGCUUAAGUCCGUAAGUCGUCUUCCUAAACGCUCUAAAUUACCAUCACGUGCCUUAAUUCUUCUCUCAAUCAGUCGUUUAAUCAGAAAAGACGUUCACUUUUCUUAAUGAUGCAAAAUACAUAGGAGAGGGCUCUCGCCAUCAGCAGUGGGAUGUUCUGUGUCACGGCUUGCCUUGACCUUGUAUAUUUCUAUAUGUUUGUUGAGUAGCACUUGAGACAAAUAAUAUGCCAAUAUUGCAUUUGUUUUGAUGUCUUCAGUAAUGCUUUUCAAUUACAGUUCCCUGAUCCUGGGUUUCAGUCCAGCUCUGUCCUUCAGAGAUGUAUUCCACCACUGAAACUAUUCUGAGGACAAAAAGAAAAAAAAAAAAAAAAGAGUCUAAUGAGUCGGUAGAAAUGGUGAAAUCUAGACGCUGAUUUGGGUGAAGACGUUUGUUUUUGGUUAAAUUAAAAUUUCUGUGAUGAAAGAUCUUCUUCCACACGCUCAUUAAAAAUCCCUUUUUCAGUAUCCAUCAAGUUUGCGUCUGAAUGUUGAUGUGCUUUCGACAUCAUUCUUGAUGUGUUAGGAUGUUGUUUUCAUUACCUGACAUUGGAAAAUGGCACAGGUCGGAACUGUAAUCAAAGGUAUUACUGACAGUUUGUACCAAAGACACUAUAAAACUUGGUCAUUGUAUAUUUUUGUCUUUUUUUUAUAUAUCAUAAGGGAUACGAUACGAUGCUUGUUGAGGGGGGGAAAUGUAAAAUGAAAGAUGUAAGAUUUUACAAUAAUGUUUUUUUUUUGUAGCGGGACUUAGAGUUUUAUGAAUAAAUAUUUAAGUUUGAUUGAGAAACUUGUUUUUCAUCAGUUUCUUUACUUUUGUGAGAUUUCUCUGAAGGGAAAGUCACAAGAAAGAUGUAUAACCUUUA
Messenger RNA from Toxotes jaculatrix (banded archerfish), 2753 nucleotides. It is a transcript of the gene stk26, whose product is annotated as serine/threonine protein kinase 26. Gene Ontology annotation, molecular function: ATP binding; protein kinase activity. The record is from RefSeq and is a predicted model, not a curated record. Gene Ontology annotation, biological process: protein phosphorylation. The transcript is spliced from 12 exons. Bases 271 to 1488 code for a protein of 405 amino acids. NCBI's taxonomy places the organism in Eukaryota, Metazoa, Chordata, Actinopteri, Toxotidae.